CCUCCAGAUCGCUUUGAUUUCGUUUCUCUGAUGUCUUAGACGAAGUUAGAUCGUAGAUUCCUAUGUUUUGAUUCCUCGAUCAUGCUUCGAAUUAUGGUGUUUUUAUCCUCAAUUUUUGGAGAUUUGGUUUCUACGGAUUUUGUAGAUUCAGGAAUUUAGAAAUGGUGAUUCGAUUUCAAUGGUUUUAGAUCUGAUUCAGUCUUCACUCUUGUUCCACUAUUUUGAAAAUUGGCUAAAAACUAGGUUUCGUCGUCUAAUUCUCCCGACGUUCUUCGAGAAAUGUGAACUUUGAGGUUUUAUUUUAUACAAUGGGUCGUGGAAACAGCUGUGGUGGAGGUCAAAGCUCAUUGGAUUAUCUCUUUGGUGGUGACGCUCCUGCUCCUAAGCCAGUUCCAGCUCCUCGUCCCGCUCCUACUGAGUCUAACAACGGACCUGCACCACCAGUAACAGCUGUGACUGCAACCGCACUCACGACUGCUACUACUUCUGUUGAGCCUGCAGAGCUUAACAAGCAGAUUCCUGCUGGUAUCAAAACUCCUGUUAACAACUAUGCCAGAGCUGAAGGACAGAACACCGGCAACUUCCUCACUGACCGUCCUUCGACCAAAGUUCACGCAGCUCCGGGAGGAGGAUCAUCCUUGGAUUAUCUCUUCACUGGUGGCAAGUAAAAUAAUUGCAAAGACCUUUAUCUAUCCAUUGUCUUUGCUGCGUUAUCUCACUAUGAAACUGUUUGAUGUGAGCCUUUAAAUGAUAAGAAGUCGGUUUCUUGUCUCAACUCUUAUCUGUAAUAUUUUGCUGAAAAAAUGUUUGAAUCAAAAACUUCCCAACUUGUCUCUUAUUAACCAUCAAAUGCGAGUACAACUUUUAAUCCAA
Molecule: messenger RNA, 873 nt
Organism: Arabidopsis thaliana (thale cress)
Lineage: Eukaryota; Viridiplantae; Streptophyta; Magnoliopsida; Brassicales; Brassicaceae
Gene: SPR1
Product: spiral1
Exons: 3
Coding region: 309-668 (119 amino acids)
Biological process (GO): cortical microtubule organization
Cellular component (GO): phragmoplast; spindle
Source: RefSeq, marked reviewed